AUGUAUGCUAAGAUGUGCAUAGAAACAAACCCAGAGUCCAAGGCUUUUUGUGCAUGGAAUGAAACAGAGUCUAUCCCUAAACAACUUCAAUUUUCAAGCCUUUUUAUAUCAUUCACUGGACAAUGGAAAGGUCUUUUAAGGGGUGUUAGACCUUUAAUUGGUGUAGAUGGAACCCACCUCAAAGGUAACUAUGGGGGGGUAUUGCUCUCUGCUGUGGGAAUAGAUGGCAAUAAUGAGAUCUUCCCCAUAGCAUAUGCUGUAGUUGGCCAAGAAGACAAGCAGUCAUGGACCUACUUCUUUUGGCAUUUGCUGAACAUUGUAAAAGAUUCAUCAAGAGAGCAUUGGACUAUUAUUUCUGAUAGGCAAAAGGGAGUUGAACUUGCACUAGAACAAGUAUGGCCAAAAGCUGACAGGAGGUUCUGCUGUAGGCAUCUAAGUAGAAACUACAAGAAGCUAUUUCCAGGCCCUAUGAUGUAUGUUCUAUUCUGGAGAGCAUGCAAUGCUUCUUCAACUUUCACAUUCAGGAAAGAUAUGGAGAAGUUGCAGAAAGCAGGAGGAGAUGAUGUCAUGACUUGGUUUGCAGAAUUGGGAGAGAAGUCUAAGUGGAGUAAGCAUGCAUUUGACCCAAAUGUUUGCAAUGACUCCAAUACAUCCAAUUUUGUAGAGAGCUUCAACUCUACUCUAGGGGUGAAUAGGUGUAGGCCUAUUUUGAAUUUGCUAGAAGGAAUAAGGAGGGUAUGUAUGGUUAGAAUAGAAACAAGAAUGGAGAAUGCAAAGUCUUUGAAUGAUGAAGACAUAACUCCAAAAAUUGUGAAGCUAGUGAAAGAAAUAGGAAAAGCUAGCUCAAAAUGCAGAGUAUUCAAGUCCAGCCCUGGUGAAUAUGAAAUUCAUGAGGGAAGAUCACAAUUUCCUCUCAGCUUAAACAAGAAAGUUUGUUCUUGUGGGGCAUGGCAACUGACAGGUGUGCCUUGUAGGCAUGCCAUUAGGGCUUGCAUUGAUGCCAAGUUGGACCCACAUGACUUUGUCAGUUCCUGGUACUCUGUGAAGACUUAUAAGCAAGCUUACAGUGUCUGUAUCAACCCAAUUCCUGACACAGAGCAAUGGCCUGCAGAUGAGUCAGGUAGAAUCAUCAUGCCUCCUAAGAUGAAGAGGGGAAUUGGAAAACCAAGCAGGAACAGAAAGAGGGAAGAAGGUGAGGAGCAACCUGGAAAAAUGUCAAAAACAGUGAAAUGCAGCAAAUGUGGUUGCUUUGGGCAUAAUAAGACAACCUGCAAGGGAGGCUUAACAGGAAAAGAGUUGAAGACAAAUGAGCCUGUUGUCAUCAAGAACCCUAGGGUCAGAGACCAAAGUAAUGCAGCAAAGGCAGCUAAGGCAGCAAAGCCAUCUGAAGCACUUGGAUCUCAGUCUGCAGCAACUCAGCCUUCAACAUCUCAAGCAGCAGCUUCAACCAAAAAAACUAAGGGAAAGAAGGGCAGACCCUCAGCUGAGCAACAAACAGUGCUGACAGCCUCAUAG
This is a messenger RNA of Chenopodium quinoa (quinoa), 1515 nucleotides long. RefSeq lists its product as uncharacterized. NCBI's taxonomy places the organism in Eukaryota, Viridiplantae, Streptophyta, Magnoliopsida, Caryophyllales, Amaranthaceae. Gene Ontology annotation, biological process: DNA transposition. The record is from RefSeq and is a predicted model, not a curated record. Gene Ontology annotation, molecular function: zinc ion binding; DNA binding; transposase activity. Bases 1 to 1515 code for a protein of 504 amino acids. The transcript has 3 exons.